UAGGUCAAAGUUCACAGGCUGUCCACUCAAAAUGGCGGACGAGCCAGUACGUGAGUGGAACGACGAGCAGCUUAAAAGUGACGAUUUGCCCAAAAAAGACCUGAUCAAGUUCAUUCAGGACAAUGCGGCGCACUCGUUUCUCAACGAGCACAGAUUGCUGGGAAAUAUCAAGAACGUGGCAAAAACGGCCAAGAAGGAACAGCUCAUUGUCGCCUACAACGAGCUGUUUGCCAGUAACAGGUUUAAAGGCACAGAGCCGGUGGAAGAAGUGACCAAGCAGGUGAAAGCAGUCAAAAUCGAUGAGAAGCCCAAAGAGGUCAAGGUUGAAGUUGUGGAUGAGGGUCCGCCCAAGUUUACCAAAGCAACACUGAAGAAAGGCGACAAGACCAACUUCCCGAAAAAAGGCAACACGGUGAGCUGUUGGUACACGGGGACGCUGGAGGACGGCACCGUCUUUGACACCAACAUCCCCUCAGCGGCCAGAAAGAAAAAGCAAACCAAGCCGCUGAGCUUCAAAGUGGGCAUGGGCAGAGUCAUCCGAGGGUGGGACGAGGGCUUGUUGACCAUGAGCAAGGGCGAGACGGCCCGCCUGGAGAUCGAACCUGAGUGGGCGUAUGGGAAGAAGGGCCUCCCAGAAUCCAAAAUUCCACCCAACGCCAAGCUGAUCUUUGAGGUGGAGCUGGUGGCUGUGGAUUAAAGAUGAACGUUGGUAACCGGGAAUCCAAACUACGUAACCAUUUCGUUGUCAAUGUAAUUCCCUGCACACCCGAAAUAUCUUUUUGUUUGCAUAAAAUUUAACUUUUACAAACAAGA
Molecule: messenger RNA, 813 nt
Organism: Hippocampus comes (tiger tail seahorse)
Lineage: Eukaryota; Metazoa; Chordata; Actinopteri; Syngnathiformes; Syngnathidae
Gene: fkbp3
Product: FKBP prolyl isomerase 3
Exons: 7
Coding region: 32-697 (221 amino acids)
Molecular function (GO): peptidyl-prolyl cis-trans isomerase activity
Source: RefSeq, a predicted model, not a curated record